Messenger RNA from Bombyx mori (domestic silkworm), 3147 nucleotides. RefSeq lists its product as uncharacterized. NCBI's taxonomy places the organism in Eukaryota, Metazoa, Arthropoda, Insecta, Lepidoptera, Bombycidae. Gene Ontology annotation, cellular component: transcription regulator complex. The transcript has 9 exons. Bases 238 to 1365 code for a protein of 375 amino acids. Gene Ontology annotation, biological process: regulation of transcription by RNA polymerase II. Gene Ontology annotation, molecular function: transcription coregulator activity. The record is from RefSeq and is a predicted model, not a curated record.
AGUACUCUGUGGAAUGCAAAUGACAGGGCAAGCAUAUUUUAUUUAUAAAUUUCAUCUGGAAGCAAAUUGUACGAACACAUUUAAUUGUUAUUUAAUUGCUUGUAAUACUUGGACUCAACCUUUGGUUAAUGAACUCGUCAAUACUUGCUGGAAUUAUUAUUACGAGUCGCUGGAAUCGCGUAUAUUUAUCAAAUUAAUUCGCCUUCAGCUUUAAUCGACGAAGGUUACUUGUGGAAGAUGCCUUCCAUCACAACUGAAGAGCAGAAUGCCACCAAUAACGCAACCUCCGAAGGACCUGAUCAAAAUGAUAAAAUGUGGAAUGCUCUCAAACGGUACAUACUACGAGAAAGACAGAGAAAAAAAGAAGAGUACGAGGCAGAAGUAGAGGAAGAAAGAUUGAGAAAGGAGAAAGAAGCCAGAGAGAGACAAGAUGUAAUGACUCUUGAGGAAACGAAAGAGCAGAUUGACCAGUUAGAACAAAAAUUGAAACAGCUUGAGAAGGAGAAACAACAAUUGUUCAUGCGGCUUAAAAAAGUCCUCAAUGAAGAUGUUAGAAGGAGACAGAAAGAGACCAAUGAAAUGCAACCAAUGAAAAUGCAGCAAAUGGGUAACAUGCCAAUGCCGAUGUUCUCGAUGCCUCCACAGCCAGGACAGGGUGAGCCUCCUCCCAAUCAGGGUAGGCCUCCACCACAUAACACACAUAUACUAAAUAAGCAACACGGACAACAGAUGGUCCGACCUAUGCAAUCUGGUGUGAAACGACCACGGAGUCCCUCACCUACGUAUGCAUUGUAUGCACACAGAUUACACCAGCCUCCCAUGAAACAUCAACCUGUUUACUCUGACCAUAAGGAUGGUCGCAUGGGUCGUCCGAUGACACGCGCCGUGCUCUGGAACAAAACGUCUCAGUACGGAUCGAACGUGGGUCAGUCGUCGGUGUCGUCCGGCGGGUACUACAGCAUGCCGUCGUCGGGCGUGGUGCCGGACCGGCCGCCGCCGCUGCUGUACGCGCACCACGCGCACACACCCCACACGCCGCACACGCCGCACCACGCCAACCUCAUGUACGCGCCCGCCCCGCAGCCCCCGCAGAUGUACCUCGACAUGCUCAAGAACAGGGACGGGCAGCAUCAGGACCAGAAGAAGGACGGCCAGCAACCUCAAGUUCUAAUCGGGCUGAGCGACGCCCACCCGUCCGUGAGCAGCGGCGUCGCCUACCAGCCGCCGGUCAGCAGACACCUGUCCAUCCACCCCCAGCAGCAUAACAAUAUGCAGGGUCCAAAGCCCGGCAGCAUAACCCAGGGCUACCCGGUGCAGCAGUCCAACCAGAACCCGAACAUGUAUCCCAGCAGACACCGUUAUUAGCUGUUGCUUUUCAAACAACACCUCGCCAAACAAACACCGUAGCGCCGCCCCUACCUACUAGGGAUGUAGCGAUGUUAUACGUGGAACGAUAAUCGAUUAUAAGUUAUCGAUACUUUUUAUUGCAUUUUUUUAAUCGGUUUUUAAGCUAGUGAGUGUGUUAUUAGGGCCAUGGUGGAAGUUAAAUAUUAUAAAUCGCGUUAUUGUUAGUAUACAUGAAUGAGGGAAUGGAAAUAAUUUAGAGAUAACAUUUUUACUAAACGUUUAACGUUAAUUUGUUAAGUUACUUUUAGAUUUUUAUUUUUAAUAUGGCAUCAAAAUGAUUUACAUAAAUAUAAGUUGCUAAAUUACCCACGUAUUGACGUCGUUCGAAUAACAGUGAAGAGAAAAUAGACAAUACAGUUUGUUUGUGCAGUGUUGUUAGACUCGUUUGUAACAGUCCGGAAAAAAAAACAAAAACUAUAUUUUAAUGAGACAAAGAAUUAUAAUAGAUGUAGUGGCAAAUGUUUAUGUGAUUGUGUAAUUAGUCUUUGAUUUUAAUCGAACGUGUAGGCGAGCUCACUGGGCUCAGCCUGGGAUACUUUGCUAACAUCAUCGUCCCUAGCAAGAGCAGUGCUUCGCUGAAUCGCUACGGAUCGGAAUCGCGAACCACUGAGAAGAUCCGGCUAGAAACUCAGUGGGCUGUGUCUAUGGGUUAGUUUACCGAGGACGGUGACCGGUUUUCUAGUCUGUAAUCAAGCACACGUCUAUUCGAAACGUCCGAGAUCGUCAAAUAAAAAUAAUGAAAUGCACUUAUUAAACCAAUUUACAGUUAGAAAACUUACAACUAUACUCUUUUUUUUUAAUUGCCAUUGUAGGCAGACGAGCGCACGGCCCACCUGAUGGUGAGUGGUAACCGUCGGCCAUGGACUUCAGCGAUGCCAGGGGCAGAGCUAAGCCGCUGCCUACAAAAUACUAUAAAAUUUAUAUUGUAACUACAUAUACGCAUUGCGUAUAUUUUGACUGGCUCGGUUCAGUGCAGUAGUUAGCAUCCUCUGACUGUUGCGCCGAGGGUCGUGGGUUCGAUUCCCACACCGGACAAACAUUCGUGUGAUGAACAAGUUUGUCUGCUCGUUGUUCGUGUGUUUAUUAUCUAUAUACUAGCGACCCGCCCUCGCUUCGCUUCGGAAACUGUAAUUUACUAUUGAUUUCUCCACUAUUUAAUGGAUGUUAUUAUACAUAUAAACCUUCCUCUUCAAUCACUCUAUUUAUUAAAAAAACCGCAUAAAAAUCCGUUGCGUAGUUUUAAAGAUUUAAGCGUACAUAGGGACAGAGAAAGCGACUUUGUUUUAACAUAUGUAGUGAUGCAUAUAUUUAAACGUAUAUAAGUAUCUAUGUACAAUGUAGUCUGGUACCCAUAACACAGGCAAAGGGAAUCCUAAUUUGGAGCCCGACGGCUAUUCGUGAUUUGUUCCCAGUUAUUAUUUAUUAUAUAUUUCAGUUUUGCGUAUGAUCAGCAAAUCAUAUUUUUUUUGUCACCUUUUAGUCGAAUGUGUUUUCUUAUUCUGAACACAAAAAAAAAUCUUAUUAAUAAUGUAAUGUAACUUGUAAAUGGAUGAAUAAUAUAAUUGUACCUUAAGAUUUAUUUUAGCGACUCGUAUUUUGUAUUUGUUAUUAACAAGUAAUGCUUUUAGCUACUACUGUAAUUACCCGCUUUUAAGAUAGCAAUACAAUUAAUGUAAAAAUAGCUAUUAUUUUUGGAAAUGUAAAAGAUGUGUAAUAAAUAAAAAUCUUAAAAUUUCUGAA